Molecule: messenger RNA, 7704 nt
Organism: Cephus cinctus (wheat stem sawfly)
Lineage: Eukaryota; Metazoa; Arthropoda; Insecta; Hymenoptera; Cephidae
Product: general transcription factor 3C polypeptide 1
Exons: 13
Coding region: 188-7495 (2435 amino acids)
Biological process (GO): 5S class rRNA transcription by RNA polymerase III; transcription initiation at RNA polymerase III promoter
Cellular component (GO): transcription factor TFIIIC complex
Molecular function (GO): DNA binding
Source: RefSeq, a predicted model, not a curated record
UACUACACGUGUGAUCCAGUGCGACUAGCAAUGAACCUGGUUAACUAUAGUGACAGCUAUUGACGGCCAGUGACGGCUAAUAGCUGAUUGUGUGUAAAGUCAAGUGUUCCCAUUACUUAUGGGAAUCAUUUUUCAGAACUUCUAUGAUCUUUUUUUAACGCAAACUUAAUUGAGAAUAUAGGAAGAGAUGGCAUCUCUUCCCACAAUUAAUUUAGUUGAUGCAGUCAUUGAUGAAAUUUCUUUGGAGGGUCUCGACGGUAUAACCGUAGAAGCAUUAUGGAAACGCUUAUCAUUAAGGCUCCACAAUCCAUUACCUUUUUCUCAGUCAUUUAUAGAGCAGCUUUGGGGUAUUUGCCUGCAAAUAAGAGAACUGAGGUUUUACAAGCUAGAAUCACCUAGAGAGAAGCUAGUCAUAUUUGAUCGUUAUGAAUAUGUCGAUCCAGAUCUUGGAAUGAUAUUGGAGCCGGCAAAUGUACCAAAUGAUAUUUAUCCUCAUUGUCCAAUAGAGGAUUCGCAAAAUGGUAUCAAGGGUUCUUGUGCUACAUAUUAUACUCGCAAAGAUAUUAGUAGUAUUAUCAAAACUUUAAGUUUACAAGAUAUCAUACAAAAUUAUGAACAAACUCUAGUUAUAGUUGCAUCACAAAAGUUACGCGAAUGUGCAUUAAUGGGCUAUAAUGUUUGUCCUACCUUGGAAUUAACAGUUAUGCAAUACUGUUUUUUGGAACGAGUGGGAAGGGCAAGGUAUCAUGGCGAAGUCACACAAGGGAAGUUAAGCCUUAAUUCACUGAAGGAAGAUCCCAAGUCAUUGUUCUAUCACAGAAAAUAUUUACUGCGGCACAAGCUAAUAACGAAGCAGUUGCACCAUCAAAAAAGUGGUGGUCACUGCUACAGUGGAAGCUUACUUCAUUUACCAAGAUUCUUUGUUGAACGAAAACCAAAGAUACUCUAUUUAGCUGAUCAAGUUAUUGAAAAAUUGAAGUCAAAAGAUAACUAUGUUGCAGAGUAUGACGAAAUAAGGAAAACAUUGCAACUUGAGAAUCCCAUUAAGAAAUUGUUCAAAACAGCUUUUUUCCAGAAGGUCGUUCGAACAGAUCUGAGGGUUCCUUAUAGAACAUUAUAUCCAGAUGCGGAAGACAAAGAAUGGCAAAGAAGAAAUAACCCCACGAAGGAAAAAACAAUACGCGUAAUCCAGCUGUUAGACCCAAACGUUGAUAUUUCGGAAUUGUGGGGUAAGGAUGAAGUACAUGAAGAGGAAGAUCUUGUUGAUCUGGAUAUUUCGAAUCAACGGCUGAACAUUCCAUUACUCAGGCAAGCAAACAAUAUUCUGGAAGAGAGCGGUCGCGACGGUUUAUGCCAAGGAAAGCUUGCGAAAAAACUGGGCCUGACAAAAUUGCAAUCUCGAAUGGUUUUACGUAAUUUGGUGAGAUCAAAAAUAGUAGCAACAUAUAUGAAUGAUAUGGGCAGACAAAGGUUAGCCAAAUAUGUAUCGAAGAAAUUCGAAGAGAGUAGUAAAAUGAGUAAACAAUUUCGUGAAGAAGUUAAUAAAAUUAAAGAGUUGAGUAAAACAGUGAAUUUCGAAAAUGAGAAGAGUGCACCUGCAAUUGAAAAAUACGAAGAACCUGAAAGAACACAGGAGGAAAAUGUCACUGUAAUUAAAACCUAUGACGAUAGCGAAGAAGCUGGCAAAACCAAUAUAGAAUCUGAUCCAGUAUCAGUGAAUGAAGCUUCUCUGAGCAAUGUUGAAAGUUUCGGUAAUAGAGACAAAAAUCUUUUCCGGUGUGCAAAUGGAAUUAUACGGAAGUACAAGGUAGCAAAGUAUUGUUUUGUCUACAAACAUACAUUUUUGAAUGUAUCACAGAAGAAGUUGACAAAAUCGUCACGAGGGAAAUUUGUGAUUUCCUACGAUAUCCAAAGAAAGGAAGAUAAAAGUAUAUUUGACAAGAAGAACACGAUAUCAAAAUUACGACAUGCUGACCGUGUUAGGGCAAUGUCUCUGUUCAACAGCAUUAAAACAAAACUAGUUGAACAACUCCCAAUAGAUCAAGGAGGAAAAUCCUCAAAUAAUAUUGUUGGAUUUAUAGAGGAAUUGCAUAAGAACGAGAGUAAAAAUAUAUCAAACAUCACGUACAGGCUGCUCAAACGAGCCAACAUGAUUAUCCAAUCUGUUAAGGAAGACAAAGUCAUCAAAGACAUGACAAAGUUGAUGAAGAUGAUAAACGAGGAAGAAGAUAGAGAGGGGUACGACGUGAAAAUUGAUAAAAAAUCUUUAAUCAGGCUCCUGCAAAAGUUAGCUAAAGAUAAUCUAGUUAAAAACAUCAAAUUGACAUUGAGCGCAAAUGGAAAGGAGAAAUCACUUACGUUUAUUUGUGAUCCAAGUAUCAAUACAAAUCACACCGUCAUUCAAUCUGCCGUGGAACAAGCAAAAAUAAAGUUUUGUUUGGUGGGAUCCCAGAAUAUCAAACCAAUUACACAAAAUCAGUUAGAUCGUAUUGAAAUGGAACAGAAAGAUUCGAAGGAAGUUGACAAGGAUUCGAAAGAAGUAAUUCCUGAAAAGAGCAAACCAGUUACUACCAACUUGAAGUACGACUAUACAAUGGGCAAAAAAUACGGUUACAGUCCAAAAUUCGUGCGCAUGCAAACCCUUCAUGCUUUGAUAUACUACGUGAUAUAUGAUCAUCCAGGGGAACAGUCAGCAACGAAAGAAGAACAAUUGGCGUAUUUGCGCCGUAAUGGUUUUCUCAUUGAUGAUGCUUUAGGAAAAGAAAUGAGUACAAUUUACAAUAUGGAAGUGAAUUGGAAAAUGUUUAUACCACCAGUGCCACAACAUAACGGCUGGCCAUUAGGAUGGACCCUUAUGUGUGAUAUUCUAUUACGUAUACCACUGUCAUGUUUUCUUAAAGUUCAUAACGUGCCGUUUGUGAUACCCGAUCUUGAGUAUUACGUAAAUCAUCCAAUCAGGAAACAUUUCCUAGUAAAGGACUUGCCGACGAAUAUUAGAAAUACUUUACUUAUGGCACGAAAGUAUAUAUUCACUAUUCACGAAAGUAUAACAAGGCUGUGCUAUAUCGGAUUGAUACAAUUUGGCCCUCAAAAAUUGAAGGAGAAAGAUCAGGUCUUUCUUUAUCUAAAUCGGCAUGCUGAACUGCUGGAUACUACGUCCUCUGCUGCAGGCUAUCAUAAAAUUGAGGAGAAAGAGUACCCCGUGAUGAAGUAUACAUUCGAUUCGAUGCAAGCAUUAGAAAAGUAUUGGUACGACAUGUGGAAUACAUGUAUAAAUACAUUCUUGGGCGGUAGACUCGUGGUGCAAGGUAAGGACAUAUUGCUGGAGGAUUUGGGAAAGAAAACCGAGAUGAUUCAAGCAAUUCGAGCCCGGAUGCCCCACGAGGCCUGUGAAUUGGACGUUGGUUUUGUUCCUGGUGAUCGCAGAGGUGCGGCAGGUCUGGACUCAGCAUUCUUUGCUCACCUCAAAAGAAACUGGAACUGGGGAAAUUCCUACUACAUCCAACGACAAUACUCGAAAAAGAUUACUAAGAUCAAAGCAGAACGUCAACGAAGCGCUUAUAUGUCAAAGAUCAAAGCGAAGCCUGUGAAGUUUACAGAAUUCGCUGACCUACGAAAAGUCACUGGACCAGCAACGGUCAACGCAACUGAAUUGAAGAAACGAAUACAGAAACGAGAAGCAGACGCUGCCCAGCAUAGAGCUAAACAAAAGGAGUAUCAAACUCUCGUCUCCUGUCACAGCACGAAGCAGAAGUCCUUUGUCAGAAGAGUAAUGCCACGAAAACGCAAAGUGAGACCAAGAGUAAAAUACGACGAAAUCGAUUUCUGUGCUCUGCAACGAAUGGAUAAAUUGCGUGUCGACUGGGAGCCACACGAAGAUAACAUUUUACUUGUCUGUAAAGUCGUAAUGAUGUACUUGUGCCCAAAUCCUAGAAAGCAGAUGAUUACAUUCAUUUCCGUGAGAGACGUUUUGCGCUCCUACUCGCCUACUUCGUGUAAUAAGACUUCGCGAGCAUGCCAGAGAAGAUUGUUGUACAUGCUGAGACGCCCUCAGACAAUGAACAGCGUGAUGCUGGGUGUAGAGGAGAUUAAGCAGAAUUUUUACAUCAACAAACGCUUCGACGGUAUUGUUGAGAAGAUGAAAAAGGAUUGUCAAAACCCUUAUGAAUAUGAGGAACAAGUUGCUGAAGUGUUCAAAGAUCUUGUGGCUUAUGUAGCGAAGAAGUAUUAUGAUAUAUCUGAUAUGGUACCCAGAGAGCAUAUUGUUCUACCUAAAACUAUUCAAGAAUUCAAUCUGCUUUACAAAGUGAAACAUCCUUCAAAGCCAUUGGGCUCACGGGGCUUUACUAAGGAUGUUAGCAGUAUCAAUGAUAUUCAUUCUGCUACUAUCAAUUCUGUGAUACACAGUUCAAUGUGCUGUGGGAAAGAUAGAACAUCCUGGGCGUAUCAACUUUUUAAAGUGUAUCAGCAAUAUCCAGAAUUUCUUCUCAGGAUCGCUAUGAACAAGAUCAGAUCGGAUCAAAUGGUAUCUGUGAAGAAGAGCUAUAUGUGUGCAAUAAAGAAGUAUGGAAAUUGCAUGCCUAUGAGCAGUUCCCAGUACCAAUUGAGCACUGGUUACAUAUAUAAAUUUCAAACUAAAUGGCCCUACGAGGCUUUUGCCGAGUCGUAUGACUUCCUCUACAAGUUGACUCAAUGGUAUGGAGAGAAUCAGUUAGAAUCCUUAAACUAUGCUGUCCCUGAUGGCGUGGACGGUAUAGAGGCUGCACCUGUGACCGGUGGAAUAGUCGUUGCUAUUCAUGACUACAUUGCUAAGGGUCAGUUGGAAUUCGAUAUAGAAGUACCUGAUCAAAUAAUCAUGCUAGAUCCCAGGUUACAAGAGAAGGAUGAAACGUAUCUCAGAAUCGAAAGGAGGUACCUGGAUAUCUUAAGGAGCCUGGAGCAAUUGAAUGCUAAGAAAAAACGUAACGUAGACAUUGAUUUGAUAGACCCGGAAGUCGAGGAAGAAGAUGAAAUCGAGAGACGUGAAUUUGAGGAUAAAGUUAUUGGGGAGAAGCGGGAAAAAGAGGACCGUGACAGGCAUCAAUAUUGGAAAACGAGGAACGAUGAAGUUGCUAGGCAAUUAGAGGAGGCAGAGAUCAAAGAGGUGCGCGAUACAGAGGAUACGGAUAGACGAAUUAAAAGAGAAAAAUUUGAUGAUGAGAUGAUGGAGAGGAAGAAGAAGUACCGGAAGGUUCUGGAAAUGGGAACGGACAACUUACAAGAAGUUGAUGUCUCUGUUUUUGGAAGUUUCAAAGAUUUUAGGGUCGGAUCUUCACUUGAUCAGACUGAUGCUGAACGGGAAUGUGUGGAAGCUGAUGAGGAUUGUGAUGAUGAUGAUGAUGAUGAUGACUUUCCUGAUGAUAUCGGUGACGCUGAUGACGAGGAUGAAAAUCAUACAAUACGGUUUCAGGAUGGUACUACAAUCACCUUAAGCAAGGAAGACAUUGAUCGGUGCGAUGUGGAUGACGCUUCUGUUCUGUUGAAAACACAAGAAAAUAAAUCAAAACCUUCCCUUAAAAGAUCUAAUGGGAAUAAUAAAGAUACUGUUCCAAAAAAGAAACUCAGAAUGAUGUCCGAUGUUGAAGCGACCGAUGACGAAUUCAUAAACGCUCAAAACAAAAAUAGUUCAGCUGCUUCUCACAGUGAAAUACUUAUGCAAAAAAUUACUGAAAAAUCUUCGGAAAACACAACACAGGUACAAAAUAUUAAUAAAAAAAGAAGUAGGGAUUCGUUAACCGACAGUGAGAUUAAUCAAGAGCUGAUUGUGAAGAAGGCAAGAACAAGUAGUCCUUCAGAAAUUAAUGAUUACGCAAUUGAAAUCCCGGACAACAAAGAAAUCUCCGGUGAUAUCGUUCCUAGUAAUGCAGAAACCAUCACACUGAGCAAUCCUGAUGAUAACUCUGUUGUGAACACAGAGACGAAUACAUCAACAAUAAAAUCACGAGAUGCCACUACUGCUGUUAAAGUCUCAGAUACUUUUUCAAAUCCAAACAAUAGUUCUGCUCGCGUUAAUGACAUCAUUAAGAAUAUCUACAAUGAGAUGGAAUGUGAGAGUUCUUCUGGAAAAGUGUUAGAUCUGAAUGAUGUACAAAAGCGAGGAACACGAAUAGCACUAUUAAUGAUGCGAGAAGAAUUGAAUGACUUUGCUCUGUCUGACAGUCAUCACGCUCACGAGUAUUUCGUCGUGAAUACUUUCAAGAUAUUCUAUUCCUUGCAUCUACCUGAAUCCAAGAGUCCCAGAGAGCUAACAGAUUUUCAUCAGCACAACGUACCUAGAGAAAUACUGCCUUUGAAUACAAACCUGGCUAAGAAGCUCAUAGAUGACAUUAAGAAAUACGCAAUUUUUCCAAAGGACAUCUCUUAUGCGGAAUUUAAACAAAGUAUCCUUGAACUCCCUCAUAUCUCGUUGAACGACGUUGAUAACGUGUACAAAUUUGUGAGAAGUAUGAAGGAGUUAGGGUGCACUACGAAAGAACUUCUGACGAAAUUUAGCUGCAUGGAUGAAGAAAUUUUAUGUGAAAUUGUAUCACUCUUGACAACCCAUUAUCUCUUCCUACGAUCCGGUGUGACAACUCUUCGUUACAUUCAUUGGUCUUAUACUGAACCUUGGCUGAUAGAAUCUUACAAAAUUCUGCGCCUGGAUAAGGACUCUCAACCGUUAAUACCAAAAGGAAGUAUGUAUUUUGCCGACGAGGAGAAACAAGAAAAUUUCGUUAUCAAAGAUGAGUGUUCAACGAGCACCCUACAGGAUGGACCAUCUACAACCGCAGAUAUAGUCAACGAUCAAAAAUUUGUGAGACGUGAUUUAGUUAAUGACAAUUUAGAGAAAGAUGUGGAAAGUGCCGAAACGGAACAGAGCAAUCUGCAACGUGAUGAAGGGGUUGCCAUUGUGGAGGAUGCGACUGUUGGUACGAAAAAAAAGGUUCAAUUGGACACCAAUGUUUGUAUCACAGAGGAGGAGCACAUUUCACAUUCUAGUAAAAGAAUGCAAAGAAAUAGAAUAUCUUUGCUUCAACAAAAAGAUAUACAUAAAGCUGCUAAGCGAUUAGACUUCAAUUCAGCAGAGGAAAUAAAAGUAGUGAUAAGACCUUGGAUAAGAAUAGAUGGUGUGCUAAACCGUAGAGUAUUAGAUCGCAUGAUGGGUUCCGUUCUUGCCUACUGUAUGAUGCAUCCUGGAGCAUUUCUAACUAAAAUUCAAUCAAGAUUUAUGCCGGCAUUGCAGCCAUUUCAUACGAGGGAAUUGGUUGAGAUGCUGGUGAAGAUCGAAUGCCUGAAGGUAAGCGUUUUCAAGAAACCACGUGUAACACUCUUUUCUAAAUCGGCACCGGUAAUAGUAGAUACGCCAAAAGGCUUGGAGACUGAAGAAAAACUUAUUGUCGAGCCUGUAAUUGACGCUUCGCUGAGGUUUGGCAUGUUCCGGAGCACCAAAACUUACAAUGUAGACUUUCUCUCCUAAACUACAUUUACAAAUAACAAUAAAUAAGCCUAAAUACUUUCUUAUCACCAAUUAUUUAAUUUUCGCAAUAAACGCCACGAAGUCGCGUGGCAGUUUACAAAUACAAUGAAGUAUAACAAUGAGAUCCAUGAUCUCGUCUUUUCAUCUUCAAAUGUAAAAUAUCUAUUAAUCAAGUGUAAAUAUAUAAUAAAUAUUACAUAUGUAUUCUA